This is a messenger RNA of Penaeus chinensis, 5133 nucleotides long. RefSeq lists its product as uncharacterized. Gene Ontology annotation, molecular function: protein binding. The record is from RefSeq and is a predicted model, not a curated record. Lineage: Eukaryota; Metazoa; Arthropoda; Malacostraca; Decapoda; Penaeidae. The coding region runs from base 290 to 2596 and encodes 768 amino acids. The transcript is spliced from 8 exons. Gene Ontology annotation, cellular component: Golgi apparatus.
CACAGUGGAGGGAGGGUGAGAGCGCGUCCGCUGUUUUCGCCUUGUAGGAAUUGAGUUGUAAAACCAAUUUAAGUUCUUCUUUUGAUUAGCUAAGACCCGAGAGUAUACUUAACGACGAGUAAGACGUAUUUCCAGUGCUAGAUAUCGAAGGAAAAUAUUAGAUUGUAUACAGUGUGAAGCGGAAAUCAUCUGUGCCGGGUGGAGUGUGGUGUGACUUUCGUGACGUCACAACCCCACGUGUGCCGACCGUGACGUAACGCAGUCCAUGCGUGUAACUCUUUAAAAAGCCAUGUGGUCGUCGGUGGUGGGCGGCACGGGCGGCGAUGUCCCCUGCGCGCGGCACAAGCACGCCGUGUGCGCUGCCCACCCGCACGUGUACCUGCUGGGGGGGCGCCACGGCAACCUCCCGCUCAAGGACUUCUGGGUGUAUGACCUAGUGACGCGGACGUGGCGGGAGGUGCGGGACGACUCGGGGGCGCGACCCCCCUCCCUGCAGCAGCACACGAUGGUCGACACCGGGGACAAGCUGGUCGUGUUCGGCGGCGAACUCUGCAUGUCCAACGAGACGCCGCUCUGGAUAUACCACCCGCAGACCCGCAUGUGGCGGAAGUGGCGGUGGGCGGGCGCCGGCGCGGGCGGGGCCAGGGUGGGCGGCGGCAGCGAGCGAGGGCGCAUCGGGGGCGCCUCCGGACCCACCGGGCGCCGCGGCCACACCGCCCUCAUGGCAGGCGACUCCAUGAUCAUCUACGGCGGCUACCAGGACCUGCGCGGCUCCUCCGGCGAGAUUUGGAGCUUCAAUGUCGUGGAGGAAACCUGGUCGCAGAUAUCUUCAAGAGGGGAACAGCCAGCAGGCCGCCAUGCCCACUCGGCCGUGCUCUACGACAAUCAGAUGUGGGUGUACGGGGGCAUGACCGACUUACAAGAGCGCAAUGAUUUCUGGCGUUUCGAUACAGUGGGAAGAACCUGGACACAAAUCAGGACCCGACCAAACCCUGGGUACCUGCACUCGCAUGUGGCCGCCAAACUCCACUCAUCAAUGGUUAUCUUUGGGGGCGAGCGCCAGGGCGAAGUUCUUAAUGAACUCUGGAGGUUCCAUUUCGGCACUAGUACAUGGGAGCGAUUGAUGCCUUCGGGGAUAAGACCGCAGCCACGAUCUCAGUUCUGCGCCUUCGUGGCCCCAUCACACUACAUCAAGGGUCCUCGAUUUUACAAUCCUUCAUCACACUCGGGCUUUGGCUCUUCCUCUGCCAGCAGCGGAAGUUACACAAGUUCUGUGAGCCACGACUCCUAUAGAACUAGACGAGUUCAUCCUGAUGACUCUGUGAGUAACUCUGGAGGCAUGUCCAGGAACAGCGGAGGCCCCAAUGAGAGUGAGUGUGCGUGCCAGGAGUGUGUCGAUGCAGAGGAUGAGGACCUUGACCCAAGCCGCCUCAGGUCACUCAUCCAGAAAAACUGCUCCAAUGCGUCAACCAACCAACUCAAGCUGUCCAUUUCUAAAUUCUCUCAGUUAAAUUUAUCGCAUUUAGGCCGUUAUUAUAGCUACAGUAUGCUUAGUAACGAUAGUACAGAGAGUAUAGUAGAGGAGUCUCUAGCUAGUACAUGUGAUAGUGUAAACAGUAAGAUUGUCAAAUCUCAGAGUAUCCAUGUGAUGAAUAAGGAGAAGAAUCUGAAGGCUGGAGGAGCGAAGGGAGGAAUGACGAGAGACAUUGCAUCUGUGCCAAACUUUGGAGAUAUCAAAGACUCAUGUGAGGAGGAUGCACGUUCUGGGGCACACCAUAUGCCUGUCAAUCACAUCAAAGUUAUUACAGUCCUACCAGCAGAGAGCGCUGCAGAAGCAACUUUAGAAGAUGACCCGAGUGACCUCGUGGCAGGAAUCAAAGGUCGUUUGGCCUUUACAAAUGAUGAAGCAAUCCAGUCUGCAGACACGAGCAUCAGUGAAAACCUCAUGUCGUUUUCAUGCACGACAGACAGUAACUUGAGUAGCAAUACCAACCUUGGCAGCAUUAGCAACUAUACCAUGAGUGGACCAAAUAGUUUUUCCAAUCCAAAUUACGUAGGGUUUGAUCCAGGACGGGAUCCUGGAGGGCUGCUGAGCCAAGACUACUGGACAACAGGAGCGUUGGAUCUCGAGAGCAUUCGUCAUAAGGAGUUUGCAGAGAUGCUAAGAACACCACCGGAUUCAGGCAUUGGUCUUGGAGUGGAGAUGGAGCAUCGAACCCCCUUAGACUUCACCCUAGCCACUUUAGAAGACUUCGUUACCAUCGACAACCACUCAGCACGCUUCAGCAGGAACACCAAAGUGCAUCCUGCUGGCACAGAAGGGUCACCGGCUUCCAGUAAGCCUUCCAAGGUCAAAUUUUCUACUGAACAGACCAGUUCAACAGGGAGCAGAAAUAACAAAAAUAGUAACCAGGACCAAGGCGAGGGAGGCAGCAGAGAACCCCCUCCACCACGAAUCAAUCCAUUUAUGAAACCUGAACCACUGUAUGAACCCACAACUCCGAGUGCCAUGUACAUCAUGGGAGGGAAGGAGACCGACCAGAUGACAGUAUUUAAACGCCCAAUCUCCAUUUGGAAGUUGGAUUUGCCUUUUUAAUCACCCUCCUACCCCAUCCCAACGUCUCACUGUGCUUCAUCCACUCCCUGUCAAAACACACCACAUUAGUCACCUUUCCAGUGAUGUAAUAGUGUUGCCUUCCAUCCAUUUAUAUAGAUGCAUUUUGUACAAAAAAGAGAGAAAAAAAUACACAAGGAAUCACAUUUCAUCUCCCUUCUUUUAGCUUUGUAUCAAGUUGAUUUUUACUUUCCUGCAUUUGAUGCGUAUUUACUUCCAAUCAGUGGACAAGGCCGCUAACCUGGCAUCCCAGUAAUCCCCCCGAAUUUGACUCAUUUUAUCUGUCCAGUCAUCCCGUCCUGUGAGGAGAAGAUGUCGGAGACGUCGUCCUGUCCUUGGAAAUCAUCGGCAGUGAGAGGCAGACGAGGAAGAGGCAAGCCAAAGACUUUUUAGGGACACCAUGUGAUAUAUUGAUGCAUUUUUAGAGAGAGAGAGAGAAAAAAAAAACAUUUCUAGUUUGAGACUGUACCACAAGGUGACGUGUUCAUUACCUGUGUAGCUAUAUGGCCUCAAGAUUGAUUUGAGAACGCUAUUUUGUAUGUUUCUCAGUAUGAGUUGUAGGGCUGUUUGAAGAAAACGUUUGGUAGUAUUCCUGAUCUUAAAAGACACACAAGGCUGAAUAACUAUGGUGAAUUGUUUUUCAAAAGUAAUUUCAGUCAUUAGACGAAUGCAGUCUUUUCAAAUUUUCACUAUUCUGCAAUGUAAUCACAUAUAUUAUGUGCUUGAAUUCAUACUUUACUGUAAGCAGAAGAAAGAAAUUGAGAGAGAGAGAGAGAGAGAGAGAGAGAGAGAGAGAGAGAGAGAGAGAGAGAGAGAGAGAGAGAGAGAGAGAGAGAGAGAGAGAGAGAGAGAGACUUAUCUCUUGCUCUCAUAUAAACUGUGCCCUAACAUUUGUAUAAAGUUAACGACCCUUUGUGACUGCAUUGCCACCAAAAUUUAUUAACUGGAGAACACAAGGAUCCUUAACGAAAUCUUCAAAUUAAAUAUUAAAUUAAGUAUCACCGGCUCACUGGAUAAUAUAUAAUGCAAAAAGUAGAAUCACGGGAGCCUAUGACUGUAGAAUAUCACCAAUUUGAUAUGAAAUUAAUUGAUAUGCAAUGGCAUGGAUGUUGGUAUCCAGCCGGCUUUGCGUAAAUAUUUAAGUAAUCGGCCAAAAAGGUAACCUUAUUAACCCUCGUUAAUUCAGAAAACUAUUUUGAAGAAUCCAUUUGUUCUAUGGCAAUAGUGCAAGUAAUCGUCUUAGUUCCUUUACUUAAUCCUCAUGUGCUAUGAUUGGCCUGAUUUCUUGUUGUCCUUGGCUGUGCCCUUAAGAUGACAAAUGGUGAUAGAUGUUACCUAAAACCCAGGAAAGAGCAUUGCUAUCCCCAGUGAACACCAAACUGUCCAGCCCACGUUGUAGCCUCAUAUGUUAUGUGCUGCUGUCAAACACUUGUUAUAGAUACUGAAUGAUGAAUAUGAGCCACUCUCUCUCUUGGUGGUAUUUGUGUAUGGUUAUAAUGUUUUAUGUUAUCUGUAGAAUACUCGAAUUAAGUUGUCAUAUUUAUUGGAUUGAUAGCAUUAGCAGAAUUGUCAAUGUUGCCCAGUCUUUGGUUAUGUAAGUAAUGAAACAAUUUCUUUCAUGUGUCAUAUACAAAGGGCAUUGUUGUUACUGAAUCAGAUGUUCAGUGCUGCAGCACUUUUCAUCAUACACACAUUCCUGGAUCUUGUAGAAAUGUACAAGAUAUUUAUCAAACACAAUCUUACCCUUCUCUUUAACAUACAUUUUAAUGAUUAACAAAUAUUUUUAUCAAGAUGUUGAUCCAAUAAUCUAUUUUUCCCUUAGCAAGAUUUUGAUCCUAUUGCUGCCACCUUUUUGAGUGAGCGGUGAAAUCUCGUUUAUAUUUGCUUCCUUGUUCUCCAAUCAUUAUCAAAGUCAAGAGGAACACUAGUCAAGGAAAACACUAUUUUAUCUCUCUGUUUUAGUAUACUAGAGUCAAUACUUGACUGACAAGACAACUAAAAAUCAUAGGACCAAGUGGGAGACAACCUGAAGCACGCCCUUGUAGGAGACUGGAUUCCUCUGCCAAAGUCUGAUCGUGUGAUCACUUCUAAUUUGCACAUUCCUUUGCUAUAGGCCUCUCGUCCGUCCAGCUGGCCUUCUAGUCUCAUGUGAUCGUAUUUUCUAAAUUGGUGAAAGAAUUAUGAUAGAUAUUUUAUACAUAUUUUCGAUUGUUUGUUACCUACUCUCUUUCAGUUUAAGGAGUCAUCAUUUAGUUUGUGUGUAAUCUUUAAUUUCCACCAUUGUUUUAAAACUGAUCAUUACAUCUAGGGAUAUUAAACGAAAUUGGGUUUUAGAAUGUCUAAACUCAAGGCACUGUAGUGUAGUAAACAUACUGAGGUUUUUGGUCCAGUCUUCAUACAUGGAGUGUGUUCAUUAUAUGUAUUGUACAUCCGUUUGCUUGUUGAAAUGUUUAAUAUUUCUAGUAAAAUUUAUACAUUUGUAGAUAAAUGAGAAAUAAAAAGAGUAAAUGUAAAUAGUG